Trifolium pratense (red clover) is the source of this 2481-nucleotide messenger RNA. Its product is annotated as probable polyol transporter 6. The transcript is spliced from 3 exons. Gene Ontology annotation, molecular function: carbohydrate transmembrane transporter activity; myo-inositol:proton symporter activity. Gene Ontology annotation, biological process: transmembrane transport. Lineage: Eukaryota; Viridiplantae; Streptophyta; Magnoliopsida; Fabales; Fabaceae. The record is from RefSeq and is a predicted model, not a curated record. Gene Ontology annotation, cellular component: membrane. Bases 798 to 2183 code for a protein of 461 amino acids.
GUGUUUUAAUAUUACGAUAUCAUAUUACGAUUAUAAUUUAUAAUAAUACGUUUGAUUAUACCAAAAGUUAAUGUGGACCGAUAUUAUCAAAUUACUGAAACUCUUGAGUAAAACUUGUAGUAACACCUCAAAGAAUAAAAACUUGUAUAAAAGCAUCUAAAAUUAUCCCACCAAAGUAAUAAAAACAUCCAAAAAAACAAAGCUUGUAUCAAACCUCUAAAAUUAUCCCACCAAAUUAUACAAACAUAAAAAAAAAAAGACUAUUAAAAAAACAAGAGUUUAAUAAGUUUCUACGGUUAUUAAAAAUUAAAACAAACUUAAAAAGAAAAGAGUAAAUUUCUUUAAAAUCGGAUAAAAUUAAAAUAAACUAACUCAAUUUUAUCUCGAUUUUACCGAUUCCACCACGAGUUAACUUAUUCAAAAUUGAUGUUUUCACGAGUUUAUAAAAAAACGGGUUGUUUACUUACCAUUGAUUUAACUCAAUUUUCAUACCUAAACACAAUGCGUGUUUGUGACAACAUUGCUUACAACUCAUAAUUGGCCAAUGGGUGUACGAAUUUGAUCAUUCGAAUCCACAAUCAACCAAUCGCCAAACUUGAAAGGUCUACGCAUUUGUCAUCAUGAUUCGCGAUCAUCCUAGGCCACAGACCACCAAGCAUCAAACCUAAAAGGUGUACACAAUUGCUUUCCUGAUUCGGCAGUUGUCCUAGUCCCCACCAGUCCAUCAAAUUUGAAAGACGUAGAUCUUACUACUGAGCUUACACUUCUUGGACGUGUACAAAAGAAUUACAGGAGUUAUGGCUGGAGCACUCUUAUUCAUAAAAGAAGAACUCAUGAUCAGUGACAUGCAAGUUCAACUUCUAGCAGGAAUCUUAAAUGUUUGUGCAUUACCAGCAUGCAUGAUUGCCGGAAGAUUAUCCGAUUACAUUGGUCGACGCUACACAAUCAUGUUAUCUUCGAUAUUCUUCUUCUUAGGCUCAACAUUAAUGGGAUAUGGUUCAUCUUUUCCAAUCUUAAUUACCGGAAGAAGCAUUGCCGGAUUCGGUGUUGGUUUUGCACUUAUAAUAGCACCUGUUUAUAGUGCAGAAAUUUCAUCACCUUCUUAUAGAGGUUUUCUAACUUCUCUACCUGAUCUUUCCAUUAACAUAGGUUUCUUACUUGGUUAUGUCUCAAAUUUUUUCCUUGGAAAGUUAUCUUUAAGACUUGGAUGGAGAAUAAUGUUAGCUAUUCCUUCAAUUCCUUCAAUUGGGUUAGUAAUUCUAAUGCUAAAAUUAGUAGAAUCACCAAGAUGGUUAGUAAUGCAAGGAAGGUUAGGUGAUUCUAGAAAAGUGCUUUUAUUAAUCUCUAGUUCAAAAGAAGAAGCUGAAAAAAGAUUGAAAGAAAUAAAAAUCGCCGUUGGAAUCGACGAAAAUUGCAUCCAAAACAUUGUUCAUGUGCCACAUAAAACUAAAAGUGGUGGGGGUGCAUUAAAAGAAAUGUUCUAUAAACCCCCACCACAUGUUAGUAGGAUAUUAUUUGCAGCUAUUGGUGUUCAUAUUUUUCAACAAAUUUGUGGAGUUGAAGGUAUUGCAGUUUAUAGUCCAAGAGUGUUUGAAAGAACAGGAAUCACUGAAAAAAGUACAUUACUUUUAGCCACGGUUGGUAUUGGAAUAAGUCAAACAUUAUUUACAUUGUUAUCAAGUUUUUUGUUAGAUAAAAUUGGGAGAAGGACUUUAUUGUUGGUAAGUUCAGGAGGUGUAGUUGUGUCAAUGUUAGGAUUAAGUAUUUUUUCAGCUAUAGUUGAAAAUUCUAAGUUAGGUGAAGAACCAUUAUGGGCUAUAAUUUUUAUAGUUGUAGUUGUGUAUAUUUUGAUGGCUUUUAAUGCUAUUGGAAUUGGGCCAGUGACAUGGGUUUAUAGUUCUGAGAUUUUUCCACUUAGGUUAAGAGCACAAGGUCUUGGUGUUUGUGUGGUUGUGAAUAGAAUUACUAAUGUGGCUGUGGUUACUAGUUUUAUUUCAAUUUUUAAGACUAUAACAUUGGGUGGAACUUUCUUUAUGCUUGUGGGUAUUAAUGCUUUGGGAUGGUGGUUUUAUUAUUCUUUCUUGCCUGAAACUAAAGGAAGAUCAUUAGAAGAUAUGGAGACUAUCUUUGGGAAAGAUUCUAAGGUUGAGGUACAAAUGAAGUCCGGGAGCAAUAAUGCUUAGUUUGAGAUAUAAGGAUUAAAGAUUUAAGCAGGAAAAGAUGACUCUGAACUUAGUGAGUUUGUAAUACAUUUGCUUCACAUUAAAAUGACUAAUAGGAAGUUGAUCAUGCAACAUGUUGUAUGUAAAUCAAAUCAUACUCUACUAGGCUAACUCAGAGUUGUUGACACAAUUAAGGACUCUUUGUAUAUAGCUUAUUUGGUACAAAAUAAAUGGAGGUGGUGUAACAGUUCAUUUUUAAAAAAUAAAAGUGUAAGAGUUGGUUUAAUUUAAAGUAUUUAAAUCGGGUUUUUUUUCUUUA